This is a messenger RNA of Vanrija pseudolonga, 1115 nucleotides long. RefSeq lists its product as uncharacterized. Gene Ontology annotation, biological process: tRNA wobble uridine modification. Gene Ontology annotation, molecular function: tRNA binding. Gene Ontology annotation, cellular component: elongator holoenzyme complex; cytosol; nucleus. Bases 1 to 1035 code for a protein of 344 amino acids. The record is from RefSeq and is a predicted model, not a curated record. Lineage: Eukaryota; Fungi; Basidiomycota; Tremellomycetes; Trichosporonales; Trichosporonaceae. The transcript has 3 exons.
AUGUCCACGCUCGAGUCAAUACUCGCCAACACGGCGCUGCCGCCGCACCCCUUCGUGGUGGUACAGGACUCGCUCUCAGCACCUGCAUGGCCGCUGGUGCGCGAGCUGCUGCGGCGCGGCGCGUCACGCGGCCCGAGCCUUCUCGUCACGGCGCGCAAUAGCCCUGAGUCGUACCUCCCCGACUGGAAGAGCGGAGGCGGACGAGCAGUGGACCUCACGAAUACCGUCCCGGGCUUCUCGAGCGAGACGGUUGACGUCGAGGCCAAGGUUAAGCAGGCUUGUGCGUGCCAAGCCCCGAGGAAGGUGAAGCUGACGACCCCAGGCGAUGCCCUGCCAUCAAGCUUCCAAGCAUUCGUCGACGCGGCGGACAUCCUGAGCGAGGACUACUCUCCCGCCAUCGCCGCGCGGGUUGUCCGAACGCUGUUGAACGCCGUCAAGGAGCGGAAGGCCCCAUCGCGCCUCAUCCUCGUCCUCCCCGCGUCCCACGAGCUCACAGAGGACCUGAUCUCCGCGACCUUCUCGCCCGCCCUCGCGCUCCUCACACCCGUGAACCCCCGCGUUGUCGAGCACAUCUCGCGCGCGUACCUCGCGCCCGCGGACGACAGCCCGCGCUUCUGGCAGCUGCUCGAGACGGCGCGGGCCCGGAAAGUGGGCGACGACGUCGCUCUGCGCGCCAAGGACGGCGUCGAAGUCGGCGCCGCGGACGAGCAGGUCGUUCAGGUGCUCCUCCGCAAGCCGACCGGAGGGGCCAAGGCGCUCAUUCGUGCGAUCGACGGGUUCCGCAAGGCCACAACAGGGGGAUGGGAAAGCGCGCCACUCGACACCGUGGUCGACACGCAACCCGUGCUUGCCCCUACGGAGGCCAAGCGGCCCACGACGCACGCCGACCUCCACCUGCCCUUCAACCUCCAGCUCACGGACGCGCAGAAGGAGGCUCGCGGCGCCGUCCCGCUGCCGUACGCGCACGAGGGCGAGGGUGCCGACCUCGGCAUGGGCAUGGACUGGUCCGAUGACGAGGAGGACGAGGAGAUCUAGGGGCUGUCAGGCGGGAAGGAAGGUGAGGGUGGGCGAGACCCAGGCGAGAUCACGCGCAGCAGAGGAGGCAGACGGAGGUG